Messenger RNA from Urocitellus parryii (Arctic ground squirrel), 3067 nucleotides. The record is from RefSeq and is a predicted model, not a curated record. NCBI's taxonomy places the organism in Eukaryota, Metazoa, Chordata, Mammalia, Rodentia, Sciuridae.
GAUUCCACCUCACUUGAUGUUAAGUACACUCAGCAGGACUUGUCCAGCCCUAUUGCUCUCUUAUCACAGGUGGUGGCCCAUUCCCUCUUGUCCUCUGCUCUGGAYUCUGGAGGUCAAGUGGGUGCUACUCCCAGACUCAGACUGGCAGAACAGUCUUGUGGAUUCCCCCACUAGGGCCAAAAUGACAGCAGUCAGCCAGGACCCUCACCACGGUAGAAUGGGUGAGGAGGGGCCUCCCAGCCUGGAGUAUAUCCAAGCCAAGGAUCUGUUCCCUCCCAAGGAACUGGUGAAGGAGGAGGAAAAUCUUCAGGUACCCUUCACAGUGCUUCAGGGAGAGGGAGUGGAGUUCCUGGGCSGGGCAGCCGAUGCCCUCAUUGCCAUCUCUAACUACCGGCUGCAUAUCAAGUUCAAGGACUCUGUCAUCAACGUACCUCUCCGGAUGAUUGACAGCGUGGAGAGCCGUGAUAUGUUCCAAUUGCACAUUGCCUGCAAGGACUCCAAAGUGGUGAGGUGCCACUUCUCCACUUUCAAGCAGUGCCAAGAGUGGCUCACAAGGCUAAGCCGGGCCACAGCAAGACCUGCCAAACCUGAGGACCUCUUUGCCUUUGCCUACCAUGCCUGGUGCCUGGGGUUGACUGAGGAGGACCAGCAUACCCAUCUGUGUCAGCCAGGAGAUCACAUACGAUGUCGGCAGGAGGCAGAGCUUGUCAGGAUGGGCUUUGACCUGCAGAAUGUUUGGAGAGUCUCACAUAUCAACAGCAACUACAAAUUAUGCCCCAGUUACCCCCAGAAGCUGCUGGUUCCUGUAUGGAUCACAGAUAAAGAGCUGGAGAAUGUGGCUUCUUUCCGUUCCUGGAAGCGCAUCCCUGUGGUUGUGUACAGACACCUUCGCAAUGGGGCUGCCAUUGCCCGCUGCAGCCAGCCUGAGAUCAGUUGGUGGGGCUGGCGGAAUGCUGAUGAUGAGUACCUGGUCACAUCCAUUGCCAAAGCCUGUGCCCUGGACCCAGGGACAAGGGCCAGUGGGGGCCCUCUCAGCACUGGGAAUAAUGAUGCCAGCGAGGCAUGUGACACUGACUUCGAUUCCUCUCUGACUGCGUGUUCUGGGGUGGAGAGCACAGCAGCCCCUCAAAAGCUACUGAUCCUGGAUGCGAGAUCCUACACAGCAGCAGUGGCUAACCGUGCCAAGGGUGGAGGUUGUGAAUGCGAAGAGUACUAUCCCAACUGUGAGGUCGUGUUUAUGGGAAUGGCCAACAUCCAUGCCAUCCGGAACAGCUUCCAGUACCUCCGAGCUGUGUGUAGCCAAAUGCCAGAUCCCAGCAACUGGUUGUCAGCACUGGAAAGUACCAAAUGGCUGCAGCACUUGUCAGUGAUGCUAAAAGCAGCUGUGCUGGUGGCUAAUACAGUAGACCGGGAAGGCCGGCCUGUGCUGGUGCACUGCUCUGACGGCUGGGACCGGACACCGCAGAUUGUAGCCCUGGCCAAAAUAUUACUGGACCCGUAUUACAGGACAUUGGAGGGCUUCCAAGUGUUAGUGGAGUCUGACUGGCUGGAUUUUGGGCACAAGUUUGGAGACCGCUGUGGCCACCAGGAGAAUGCAGAGGACCAAAAUGAACAAUGCCCUGUGUUUCUCCAGUGGCUCRAUUCUGUUCAUCAGUUGCUUAAGCAGUUCCCUUGUGUGUUUGAAUUUAAUGAAGCAUUCCUGGUAAAACUGGUACAGCACACGUACUCUUGUCUCUAUGGCACAUUCCUGGCGAACAACCCCUGUGAGCGAGAGAAGCGCAAUAUCUACAAGCGAACAUGCUCUGUGUGGGCGCUCCUGUGAGCUGGCAAUAAGAACUUUCAUAACUUCCUUUAUACGCCCGGCUCAGACAUGGUCCUGCAUCCCGUUUGUCAUGUGCGAGCCCUUCACCUCUGGACAGCUGUUUAUCUGCCUGCAUCAUCUCCGUGCACACUUGGAGAAGAGAAUAUGGAUCUUUACCUUUCCCCAGUGGCCCAGAGCCAGGAGUUUUCUGGCCGCUCUCUGGACAGCUUCCAGAAGCAUCUGACUCUUGGGGAAAUGGGUUCCCAGCAGGGAGAUGGCCUUUACUCCCUCAGAAACAGGCCAGAAAUUGAGUUCUCUUUCUUAGGGUCCAACUGGGACAGCUUCCAAGGCUUGGUGACUUCAUUCCCAAGUGGGGAGACUACCCCUCGGCGGCUGCUUUCCUAUGGCUGCUGUAGCAAGAGGUCAAGCAGUAAGCAGAUGAGGGCCACAGGGCCCUGCUUUGGGGGCCAGUGGGCUCAGAGAGAAGGUGUGAAGUCACCUAUCUGUUCUAGUCAUUCCAAUGGACACUGUACUGGCCCAGGAGGAAAAAACAACCGGAUGUGGUUGUCUGGUCACCCAAAGCAAGUCUCCAGCACAAAGCCUGUCCCACUGAGCUGCCCUUCUCCAGUGCCUCCACUCUACCUGGAUGAUGAUGGACUCCCCUUUCCCACAGACGUGAUCCAGCAUAGGUUACGGCAAAUUGAAGCAGGGUACAAGCAAGAGGUAGAGCAGCUACGUCGACAGGUGCGUGAGCUUCAGAUGAGACUGGAUAUCCGUCACUGCUGUGCCCCUCCAGCAGAGCCCCCUAUGGACUAUGAGGAUGAUUUUACUUGUUUGAAGGAGUCAGAUGGCAGUGAUACAGAAGAUUUUGGCUCUGAUCACAGUGAAGACUGCCUUUCAGAAGCAAGUUGGGAACCUGUGGAUAAGAAGGAGACUGAGGUGACUCGCUGGGUUCCAGACCAUAUGGCAUCGCAUUGCUAUAACUGUGACUGUGAAUUCUGGUUGGCCAAACGAAGACACCAUUGCAGAAAUUGUGGGAAUGUAUUUUGUGCUGGAUGCUGCCACCUGAAGCUGCCCAUUCCUGAUCAACAGCUCUAUGACCCAGUUCUCGUCUGUAACUCAUGUUACGAACACAUUCAAGUAUCUCGUGCCAGGGAGCUCAUGAGCCAACAUCUGAAGAAACCCAUCGCUACAGCUUCCAGUUGAAUGCAAAGGAGAUGACCUGUCCAGUUUUAACAGGUUUGAAGGGAAGAUCUGCUUCAGGUG